Molecule: messenger RNA, 2038 nt
Organism: Sorex araneus (European shrew)
Lineage: Eukaryota; Metazoa; Chordata; Mammalia; Eulipotyphla; Soricidae
Gene: LRRC75A
Product: leucine rich repeat containing 75A
Exons: 4
Coding region: 165-1148 (327 amino acids)
Source: RefSeq, a predicted model, not a curated record
CCUGGGCUGGAACGAGCGGGGAACGCGCCCGGGAGCGCGCCGGGAGCCGCGCGGAGCCGCCGCCGCCCCCCCGCCGCCCGCGCGCAACAGUUCCCUCGAAGUUACGGCCCUCGGAGGGGCGCCGGCGGUCUGGCGGGAACGAGGCGUGCGGGGCCGGCGGCGGCAUGGGCACCCGGCAGACCAAGGGCAGCCUGGCCGAGAGAGCCGGCGCCGCGGCCGGCCCCCGCCGAGAGCGGCCCGACUUCUGGGCGUCGCUGCUGCUGCGCGCCGGGGACAAGCCGCUGCCCCCCUAUCAGCGGCGCGUCGGCAUGGUCCAGGAGCUGCUGCGGAUGGUGCGCCAGGGCCGGCGGGAGGAGGCGGGCACGCUGCUGCAGCACCUGCGCCAGGACUUGGGCAUGGAGUCAACCUCUCUGGACGAUGUUCUGUACCGCUAUGCCAGCUUCCGGAACCUAGUGGACCCCAUCACGCACGAUCUCAUCAUCAGCCUGGCCCGCUACAUCCACUGCCCCAAGCCGGAAGGCGACGCGCUCGGGGCCAUGGAGAAGCUGUGCCGGCAGCUGACUUACCACCUCAGCCCCCACUCCCAGUGGAGGCGGCACCGGGGGCUUAAGAGGAAGCCACAGGCCUGUCUCAAGUCUGUCCUGGCUGGGAGCCCUCCAGACAACACAGUGGACCUCUCUGGAAUCCCACUGACCUCCCGUGACCUGGAGCGAGUUACCAGCUACCUGCAGCGCUGCGGGGAACAGGUGGACAGUGUAGAACUGGGCUUCACAGGCCUCACGGAUGAUAUGGUUCUGCAGCUGCUGCCAGCACUCAGCACACUGCCCCGCCUCACUACACUGGCCCUUAAUGGCAAUCGGCUGACCCGGGCCUUGCUGCGAGACCUCACAGAUACCCUCAAGGACCCAGAAAAGUUCCCCAAUGUUACCUGGAUCGAUCUAGGCAACAAUGUGGACAUCUUCUCAUUGCCCCAGCCCUUCCUACUCAGUCUACGGAAGCGUUCUCCAAAGCAGGGCCAACUACCCACCAUCCUGGAGCUGGGUGAAGGCCCAGAUGGCAGCUUAGUGGGCCAGGAUGACUGUGGAGGAUGCCCUCUGGGCACUACCAACCACAAAGGCCGGGAGACUGAAAGUGCAGCUCAGACUUAAAGGGAGGCGGGAUCCCCAAGGAGUCCUUCUGGAAUAGAAUGGCUAACACAGGGUCGGGGCCUCCAACCUGGGUGGCUCAAGCACAACCAGCAUCACAGCAUCUGGGCAAAGGGCGCUGUGUGAAAUUAACCUACAUGCCCUAGUUAAUUCCAUAGCCUCUUGACUAAAUAUGAAAUUCUGGAAGUUUCAGCUAAUGUGAAGUUGCGGCCCCCACCCCCUCUCCCAAAUCUCCUAUUCUGAAUCAUCCAUCUUUAUUGAGGGCACCAACACCAAGGUUCUUUACCCCUUCCCCGUGGACGCCAACCAACCCACCCCAGUUCUGUGGUUUUAACUAUCAUUGAAUUUAUUGUCACCACAAAGAAACCCCUAUCCUUUGUUUAGGCCAGUGAGCCCCUUUCCAGUAAAUUCCCAUUAAUUUCAUGUUAAGUACUAUUAAAGUACUGGGCAAAUUCUAGGUAUCUCAGCCCAGGUACAUGUUCCAGGAGUAUGAGGCCCUGAGCAAACCAUUGAACCCUGCCAUCUUUCCUCCAAUAAACAAUCCUUUGUAUUUUGAGAUAUUCCCAAUACACCCAAACCUGGGACAUUUAGAUGCCACUUUCAGUCUAGAAUUAGCAAGCCAAUCAAGGGAAAUCAAUGGUUUAAGAACCCAAAGUUGACAUGUUAGGAAAGCAGAGCCAACUCAGAUGAGCUGACAGGAGGCCUGGGUGAGAGGUUCCCUGACUAGACAUAAGAUCUGAGGCAGAAACAUGCAAAGCCACGUGGGUGCCUUAAACGCUUCGAAACUUUUGCUCAUGUUGCUGAGGGAAGAACCCUUUAGGUUUACCAUAGAGCAAAGUGAGGACAAAAGCUAGUACUUGGACUGCUAACCAAUAAUAGUAAUCAAAUGUAAC